This is a messenger RNA of Knipowitschia caucasica, 678 nucleotides long. NCBI's taxonomy places the organism in Eukaryota, Metazoa, Chordata, Actinopteri, Gobiiformes, Gobiidae. The record is from the annotation of a GenBank genome assembly.
AUGAAACCACCAGCACCAAGGCUCACGGUGACUCCAGACCAUUUCUUCAAACAUAAGCCAGUGUCUCUGAACUGUGGGAGCACUGGAGACUGGACUGUGGUCAGAAACACCAGCACAGACAGCAGGCAGCGCUGUGGACCGGACUGGGGCAGGAUUAAUGGUUCUGUGUGUGAGAUUGAGGAACUUUAUUCUGAUGACAAUGGUCUGUACUGGUGUGAGAGAGACGGACACCGCUCUGCAGCUGUGAACAUCACAGUUCAUGAACAAAGAGUUAUAGAGCCUAGCACCAGCCCUCCUCCUGCUCCGUCCACACUGCCCACUUCUCCUCCAGCCUCUCUCCCCCGUCACAACCCUCCUCCUCUGGGCUUCUCGUUCCAACGGGCCGUUGCCAUGGCUACGCCUCCGAGAGUGGGCGUAUUCCGAAAGUCCAUGAUGAUCAACCCUCGCAUCAUUGAGGCUCCUUUAGGAAAGCCCAGGCUCAGAGGAUUCUCCAUCCCAGGACCAGACUUCACUUAUGGAGUUGCAGGAGAGAUCCACAAAAUAGACUUGGCGCACCAGCACCUCAACAGACAAUAUACUUGCCUCCUGUGUGUGGCAAAAUACCACACACUGGAGCCACAUUUCAGCCAGAGACAGGCCACCUGCGACCCUCCUAGUGGAAGAAACCUACUAAACUAA